This is a messenger RNA of Alosa sapidissima (American shad), 1036 nucleotides long. RefSeq lists its product as uncharacterized. The coding region runs from base 137 to 1033 and encodes 298 amino acids. The transcript is spliced from 3 exons. Lineage: Eukaryota; Metazoa; Chordata; Actinopteri; Clupeiformes; Clupeidae. The record is from RefSeq and is a predicted model, not a curated record.
UCUGGCAGAAGAAUUGAAAUCUCAGGCAGGGAAAGCUGGCAAGAGGUUGCAGACGGCCGCAAUUGUGGAAGAGUCAUUGAGAAGGAAGAUACAAGAAUUGGAGACAGAAAUUCGAGAACAGUUGGCAGAAGCAGACAUGUUGCUAGAACACACUGGAAUGAGGCGAAGAGGAGCAGUCCCAGCGCGCCACUCUGAGGGGAGGAGCCAACUCCUCCCACUACCACCGCCCCAUCAUGGGGGAGGGGGGCGUGGAGGGCAGCACAGCAACCGCCUCUAUCCGACACUGCACGGCUUGGACCCAGCAGCGCCACCUGCCAUGGUGGAGGCUUCUGGAAGUGCAGUGGACAUCUCUGACACUAUUGAGCUGGGAGGCAGUUUCAUCGCACACUAUCCGGCUAUUGAAGGUCUGUUUGAGCCAAUGAACAGCACCCCACCUGGCGGGUACCAACAGCCGACAGGGAGAGGCCCCUGCUUCCAACAAUCUACAGCUGAUGCUCAAGCCAGCAUGGGCCUAGCAACAGGCCCUGGCCUCUACGCUUCAUAUGUGACCCACUACCAACAACCUGCUCAACCCCAGCAGGGCCAUUACCAGCCACUGGCCACUGCUACAGCACCCACUCCAACACCAUCCAUGCUGUUACCAGUGCCACCUGCAACCAAUCCCCAAUACCUGCCACCCGAACAAGCCAACCAAGCACCAGCGAAUGAUGACCCCAAGACCAAGAGGCGCAGACCACCAGCAGAGGGAUGGGAUGUCUGGGAUGAAUCAGCUGAUGAGGCCCUCAUAUGCCCAGUACGCACAGUAGCCAACGCUGAUGGUGUGUCUGUGUUCUACCAACCAGCAAAGGGCGACGAAAUCCAGAAGUGGUCCGCCGCCAUACAACACCCUCGGGAUGCCGGACGGCAUACCUGGACGAAGAUAAAAGAACUCAAGGAGAUGAGAGACCUGCACCCUUUUGACGCAUUGAAGAUCCUACAUCGUUACGUUACUGCCUUGCUUGAAGGCAACUACCAAAAGACCUGGCAGUCGUAAAAG